Molecule: messenger RNA, 852 nt
Organism: Aureococcus anophagefferens
Lineage: Eukaryota; Pelagophyceae; Pelagomonadales; Pelagomonadaceae
Exons: 1
Coding region: 1-852 (283 amino acids)
Molecular function (GO): iron ion binding
Source: RefSeq, a predicted model, not a curated record
AUGCGGCGCCUCCUGAACGCAUGGCUCGCCUGCGCCACCACCACCGCGCUGCGAUGCGCGACACCUCCGCUUAAAAAAACGGGCCCGCAGACGCCAACUCCUUUCAUCGACGACUCCGGCCUCCUCGACCGGUUCUUCAUGCGCGUCUUCACGGCGCGCGUGCGCGAGGAGCUGGGCGGCGACGCGCGCCACGGCAGCGACGACUUCGAGGGCCUCAUCGAGGAGGUGCGCGUGCUGAACGCGCGCGGGCCGAGCCCGCGCGCGGCGCAGGCCGCCGGGCGGCGCAUCCUCCGGCGGUGCUUCCCGCCCAUGGUCUCGCCCGCGAACGGCUUCCGCGUCGAGCCCCUCUACGACGCGUACCGCCAGCUCUUCGCGCACGAAGUCUUCCGGCCCUACUCGGCGAAGUUGAACGCGUGGGUGACCCGGGCCUGCUCCUACUGGCUCAUGGGCGCGUCCACCGUCGGCGACGUCGAGACGCCGGACGCGACCUGGGGCGACGGCGCGCACCAGAAGCUCGUCGUCGAGCGCUGCCGCUUUUUGGAGGCCGGCGGCUGCGCGUCCGCGUGCGUGAAUCUGUGCAAGAUCCCGACGCAGCGCUUCUUCGGCGAGGACAUGGGGUUGCCCUUGCUCAUGGAGCCCGACUACGAGGACUUCUCGUGCACGUUCUCGUUCGGUGUCGCGCCGCCCCCGCUGGCCGUGGACGAGGCGCUCGACACGCCCUGCUUCUCCCAGUGCCCCGUGGCCGUCCAGGACCGGCCGCGGUGCCACCUCGUCGACGACGGCGACGCGGAGGCGGCGCUGCGGGACGCGAUCCGGGCGGCGCCCCUGCCGGAGCGGCAGACCGCGCGAUGA